AUGCCACCAGAGGCCUGGUCCUCAGAGCUCAUGAUCUUAUCAAAUUUAAUGGGCACAUCUGAAGAAGGAAACUUGCUCAGCACCGUGAGCCCCACAGUGAAAGUACUUUUUGGCAAGACGGGCGUCUCACCGAUUUUCCCCUUCUCCCCUCGAUCUCCUUUCCAGCCUCUUAUUCCCCGGACUCCUGGCUCACCCUGGGGCCCCAUGGGUCCAGCUUCUCCCUUGGGACCAGGCUUUCCAAUAGGGCCUAUGGAACCUGGUAAACCAGUUGGGCCCAAAGGCCCAAUGUCGCCCCUUGGCCCCUCAGGACCAGUGGGACCCAUGUCACCCUUAUUCCCCUUCUGCCCCUGAGGCCCAGUCUCUCCUCGGAGGCCUUUCUCUCCCAUGGGCCCUGCAAGCCCCUUGGGGCCAUGUUUUCCUGGGGAUCCUCUUGAACCU
Messenger RNA from Rhinopithecus roxellana (golden snub-nosed monkey), 438 nucleotides. RefSeq names its product Pro-X-Gly collagen triple helix like repeat containing (gene PCOTH). Bases 1 to 351 code for a protein of 116 amino acids. The record is from RefSeq and is a predicted model, not a curated record. The transcript is spliced from 2 exons. NCBI's taxonomy places the organism in Eukaryota, Metazoa, Chordata, Mammalia, Primates, Cercopithecidae.